Molecule: messenger RNA, 2452 nt
Organism: Culex quinquefasciatus (southern house mosquito)
Lineage: Eukaryota; Metazoa; Arthropoda; Insecta; Diptera; Culicidae
Product: venom allergen 3 homolog
Exons: 4
Coding region: 1-774 (257 amino acids)
Source: RefSeq, a predicted model, not a curated record
AUGGUUCGUGUAGUGAUAGUUUUAGUUGCAGGCUUCUUUAGUCUAUCCAGUCAACAGACUAACUACUGUGACCCAAAGUUGUGCCCAUCUGGUGAACCUCACAUCGCGUGCAACGGAUUGAACAAGCUGUCCACCACGUGCGGCCCCGGAGCCCAGGAAGUCAAUCUCGCCCCUUUCCAAGACCUAAUCUUGGAUCUUCACAACCAGCUUCGCAACAGGGUCGCACUGGGAUUGCAAAACUACACCCGCUAUGCGUUCUUUCCUCAGGCCGUUCGGAUGCCAACACUGCAAUGGGACACAGAACUGGCCACGGUCGCUGCAACCAACGCCAGGCGAUGCAUUUACGGGCAUGACGAGUGUAGGUCAACAGUGCGAUAUCCGUACGCCGGGCAAAAUAUCGGAUUGUUUUCAUACUACGCACUAACCUUCACCGUUACCGAACUGAUUACGGACUUUAUUUACGAUUGGUACUCGGAAUACACCCUCACGACGCCAGCCUUUUUGGCCAAGUACCCUAGGGGAUAUACUGGCCCAGACAUUGGCCACUUCACGCAGAUCGUCUCGGAUCGGACCAACCGCAUCGGAUGUUCGUUAGUCACCUUUUACGAUUCCACCUGGAUCAACCAGUACUUUGUGUGCAACUACGCCCUGAUUAACCUAAUCGGUCAAACGGUGUAUGUGGCGGGAACAGCCUGCUCCAAGUGUACCACGGGUUGUAGCGUAAAGUACCCAGGACUUUGCAACACAAAUGAAGUAGUUAUCGCUAAACCAUAAGAUCGUAACUAAUUUUAAAAUUUAAGUCACAGCUGCACGUAGCUCAACUCUUUCUCAAACCAAAAUCCCCACGCCUGAAAACAAUCGCGAUAGUCUGAAAAGUUUUGGCGUCCAGCUUUGUGUUGCCUGUCGCAGCUUUUAGCUUUUCUUUUUAAACUUCAAAUGACGAGUUUUACGGAGGAACUUAAGCAGGAUGGUUCAAUCGUGACAACUUAAAUGUCCAUAACGAAUCGUGAGCUAGCAGAUGGAUUUUAAUUUUUCUUAAAACAUGCCAUCCAUCUGGAACGAUUUCCACGGGGAUGGCGGGCAAAAUGUUACUUAGAACUGGUUGUCUAAAAGACUACUGAAAAAUAAACUUAGAUUUUUAAUCUAGAUUGGAGGUGAAAAAUAAGGAAAUACAAUAUUUUUCAAACAGUUCAGAUCUAAUUUUUGAGAAAAUGAAAUCAAGUUCAUUGUUCUCUGUUGUACUGUUAUGUUUGUCAACCUGGUCACAUUAUCAAUUUGUAAUUAGUGAUUUUUGUUAUGCACGUGUUCAGUACACCCAAUACGUCCCUUUUGUAAAAAAAAACUUCCAACAGUGUUCCCAGCGAAUGGCCACAUGCAGCAGGACAGGAUUUAUUCUCUAUUCCGAAGAAUUCUUUCGUACCACCCAAUUUUCCAUUAUCAUUCCAAGCGCUGAGCUUUUCCAUUGCUUAUCGAGGACGAUCCGACGAUGAAGGAGGUGCAAAGGUUCGCGGAAGAAAACUUUGUCACGCCAGGAUUGCGGAAAAUUCCCGCGAGGAAAAGCGCUGGGAGGGUUGGGCAGCUCGAAACUUGCAAACAAUAGAACAAUUCUAAGCGAAAUUCGCUGCGAGAGUUUAAUUUAAUUUAAAAUUAUCUUCAUCCCGGUUUUCCUCCCACUUUUGGCUGGAAAUUGCAUGUCGCUCUUUUGUGAGUUUUGUUUUGCGAAAUUUUCCCGAAAAGAAUGUCGGUUUUGUUUUCUCACUUUCUUUGGAAGGGAAAGUUUCGGCCACCCUACUCCAACCCCCCGGUGCGAACUUAUCGGACGGGAACGAGUUUUUAUCGAUGACAGUGACAUGGUGGAAAACUUUAAACUUUUCCGACUAUAGUUGGGCAGACAACGGUGGUUUUGACCUCGGCCGGAAGAUCUGACUAGGAGAAGACAAUUGCAAAGUUGCACUUUUUGAGAGCGAAACCAUGAAAAUGAGGUUUAUUGUGCUUGCUAUAAAACAAAAAAAUCGCAAUCAAGACAACGAGUGUUACACUGCUUUUUGGUAAUGAGACAGAUAAGAUUAAAAUGGCAUGAUCUAUAAAGAUUAGUUAUAUAAAGAAAAAAACUGUAAAAGUAUACCUAUAGGAAUAUCAAUGUAGUAAAAUUUAUUAUAGCAACUUUGACAGUUAAAAUCAACCACCCAGAUUUUAACCAUAAUGGCGUAAAAUACCACUACAUUACCACACACUUCGAAAAAAUCGUGUAAUAUUCCGUCUCAUUUGAUGCACAUAACUGGAGCGUCAAAUAAGACUUAAAAUUACAUCAGAUUUUAAAAUUACAUGCCUCAACCGACAGGGCAUAUUGAAUGUAAAAUUACAGCAGACGCAAUUUUGUUGGAUACUUUCUUGUUGGAUUUCUGGACCAUUCUUAUUGGGAUAAAUAAAAACGACACGUUUUAAGUUUUCA